GUUUUGCUUUGUUCUCCCUCUUCUCUACCCUCCAUUUUCCCCUUCACCUUUAGGAAACUAGCAGGAUGCACUCUGUUCAUCACAGGCGCAAGCCGAGGCAUUGGCAAGGCCAUUGCUUUGAAAGCUGCCAAGGAUGGUGCAAACAUUGUGAUUGCUGCCAAGACAGCGGAGCCCCACCCUAAACUCCCUGGGACUAUUUACACUGCAGCAGCAGAGAUUGAAGCGGCUGGAGGAAAGGCUUUGCCAUGCAUCGUUAAUGUGAGGGAAGAACAGCAAAUUAUUAAUGCCGUGGAGAAAGCAGUGAAGACUUUUGGAGGGAUUGAUAUUUUGGUGAACAAUGCAAGCGCCAUCUCUUUGACUGGCACUUUGGAAACAGAUACGAAGAAAAUGAAUCUUAUGAUGGAUGUCAAUGUACGAGGAACCUAUCUUGCGUCUAAAACAUGCCUUCCUUACUUGAGGAAGAGUAGGAACCCCCAUAUCCUGAACCUUAGCCCACCUAUGAAUCUGAAUCCCAUGUGGUUCAAAAAUCAUUGUGCUUAUACCAUUUCGAAAUACGGGAUGUCCAUGUGUGUCUUGGGAAUGGCAGAAGAAUUUAGAGGAGAAGUUGCUGUCAAUGCUUUAUGGCCUAAAACAGCCAUACAUACAGCUGCUAUGGAUAUGCUGGGAGGAUCUGGAAUAGAAAAACAGUGCAGGAAAACGGACAUCCUUGCUGAUGCUGCAUACUGCAUUUUAACAAAACCAAAAAGUUUCACUGGAAACUUUAUUAUUGAUGAAGUUCUGCUGAGAGAAGAAGGAGUUAAGGACUUUGAUGUCUAUGCAGUUGCACCAGGUCACCCGCUGAUACCUGACUUCUUCUUAGAUGUUGAAAUUGACACAACAACAAUGAAACAAGAAAGAUACG
Molecule: messenger RNA, 901 nt
Organism: Apaloderma vittatum (bar-tailed trogon)
Lineage: Eukaryota; Metazoa; Chordata; Aves; Trogoniformes; Trogonidae
Gene: HSDL2
Product: hydroxysteroid dehydrogenase like 2
Exons: 7
Cellular component (GO): mitochondrion
Source: RefSeq, a predicted model, not a curated record